CGCCUGCGCAGUGGGGAGCAGUUCGCGGCUAGGUUUUGGGCUGCAGUCUCGCUCUGAAGGCGGCCGGAGCGGCUGUCUCCAUUAAGAUGAGGCUCUUGCUGCUUCUGCUGGUGGCGGCGUCGGCGGUGGUCCGCAGCGAGGCCUCUGCCAACCUGGGCGGCGUGCCCAGCAAGAGAUUAAAGAUGCAGUACGCCACGGGGCCGCUGCUCAAGUUCCAGAUUUGUGUAUCCUGAGGGUACAGGCGGGUGUUUGAGGAGUACAUGCGGGUUAUUAGCCAGCGGUAUCCAGACAUCCGCAUUGAAGGAGAGAAUUAUCUCCCUCAGCCAAUUUAUAGACACAUAGCAUCUUUCCUGUCAGUCUUCAAACUAGUAUUAAUAGGCUUAAUAAUUGUUGGCAAAGAUCCUUUUGCUUUUUUCGGCAUGCAAGCUCCUAGCAUCUGGCAGUGGGGCCAAGAAAAUAAGGUUUAUGCAUGUAUGAUGGUUUUCUUCUUGAGCAACAUGAUUGAGAACCAGUGUAUGUCAACAGGUGCAUUUGAGAUAACUUUAAAUGAUGUGCCAGUGUGGUCUAAGCUGGAAUCUGGACAUCUUCCAUCCAUGCAACAACUUGUUCAAAUUCUUGACAAUGAAAUGAAACUCAAUGUGCAUAUGGAUUCAAUCCCACAUCAUCGAUCAUAGCCCUACCUAUCAGCACUGAAAACUCUUUUACACUAAGGGAUUUUGCAAGAGCAGCGUGACUGACAUUAUGAAGGCCUGUACUGAAGACAGCAAGCUGUUAGUACAGACCAGAUGUUUCUUGGCAGGCUCGUUGUACCUCUUGGAAAACCUCAGUGCAAGACAGUUUUCCAUGCUGGCACAUGCUGAAUUCUGCACAUACAUGUAGUGCAGUGAUACUGUGUAGCUUCCCCGAGCCCACUGUUCAGAGUUUCUUCUUGACAUAGCAUUACUACUUGUAAUUCUUUUCUUGGUCAUGUUUGAGAAAGUACAGAAUUGAGUUACAACUUGAGUUUUUUUCAAUAUGUGUGUUAAGUCGGUUGUGUUUUUAUAUGAAUCUUCAUUUUUUUUUAAUAGUUAAACAUCAAUUUUCUUGGCAACACCUGAAGUUCCCAAAUAAUUUUUAAAAGUU
Molecule: messenger RNA, 1122 nt
Organism: Mastomys coucha (southern multimammate mouse)
Lineage: Eukaryota; Metazoa; Chordata; Mammalia; Rodentia; Muridae
Gene: Selenot
Product: selenoprotein T
Exons: 6
Biological process (GO): cell redox homeostasis
Cellular component (GO): endoplasmic reticulum membrane
Molecular function (GO): thioredoxin-disulfide reductase (NADPH) activity
Source: RefSeq, a predicted model, not a curated record